GAUCUAAAAAAAUGAAAACUUACAAAAAUGUAGAAUAGGUUGGGAUAUUUGUGCAUUUAAUGCAAUUAAUUUGUUGUAAAAUAUUUAUAAUUUUAUUUACUACUAAAAACUCAUGAAAAAUAAGUAGUUAUAUCAAUAGUAUGCAUAAAGUUUUAAAUAAUCAACCGAUCUAUAUGGAUGGGAUAAUAGAGAGAAUAAGAAUAUAAUCUUUAAAUUCGAAAAAAAAGGAAGCAUGGUCAAACAAUCAAAUAUAAAAUUAGAAGCUAAAAAAUAGUUAUUGUAAAAGGUAAACAAACAUUACUCUCUCUAAAUUGAAUUAAAGAAAUUACUCUAGCCCAAAGUACAGUAAAACCAAGGAAUUACAAGUUAUUUAAAAAUUUUAAGUUUAUAAAUAGCAAUUGUAAAAGUUAAAUACUUUACUUAAAUGUAAGCUUAUUUGACCCUAUUGUAUUUGAAAUACUUUUAAAUGUUAUUUUAUUAGUUCAACUGCAGUUGUAAAAUAAUAACUUUAAAAUGUUCUUUUGGUUUACGCUCUAGUUUGUAUAAAACACAUUUUGUAAUCUGCUGACAAAUUGUUAAUUUAAUGUUCUAUUUAUUUUUUAUUAUCCUAACCUUUUGUAUAGCCAACUGGCGGUCACCACUGGUUGCAUGGCACAUGGCUAGGUGGUUGUGGCAUGGCCGGACCAGAAGAGAGUAACUCGUGCUGCACGUCGUCGUCGCUGGUCGUUGGUCGUUGGUCAUGUCGUGUCGCUCUUUCGGAGGCUGCGGCACAAAUUUAUAUAUAGCAGCUUGCCGCCCAGCCCCCGUACCGCUCCCCCGCCCACUGCACCGCCCCCUGUACCGCCUUCUGCCCACUCAGCUGGCUCCCUGUGUUCCUGUUGUUGUUGCCAUUGAUUUAUCGUGAUCUGCUGGUUGUCGAUUUUUUGUUUUUGGUUGCUGUUAUUUUGUUCGUUCGCCGGUUCGUUGUUGCCUCUGCUGCUUACAACUCUGUUGUUCUUUUUUUUUGUCUCCUUUUUUUGUUGUAUCUUUUUUAGUAAUUUUUUUUUUUUUUUGGUUUUGUUAAAAAUGUUGAUUAUUGCAAAUUGCUUUGGCGAUUGGUAGCAGCUACUUAGUUGUGUUUUGUUGCUUGUUCUUGGCAAUUGUUUGAACAGCAAACAGAUCAAGCAAGAAAAAACGCCAUGAAAAAAUGGUUUAUAGUGGCGAUUAUGUUGGCUACUGCUACUGAUCCCCGUGCCACGAUCCUCGUUCCCCGACUUCACCCAAUCUCGAUGUGUGUCUAACGGUUUGGUUGGCUUAGAUCUUUGGAUCGGUGGCAUGCCUAAUUGGUUUUUAUUAUACAACCGACAACAUGUGCCCGCCUCGGUAUGCAAAUGGUGUCUAUUGUUACGCCUACACAAGACCCGAUGUGUCCCUAAAAAGUUAAAUGUUUGUGAAUACAGUGCGGUUCGAAACUCAAGCACAGUUUACAGCCAGAAUUCCAUAGAUAACGAUUAUCCAGCAAAUAAUCAAGCCCAAAAAAAAGCAACCCGAAAAACAAUAAAAUAUAUAAAAUGUAAAUUAAAAUCAAUCAAAUUAGAAAGAGUGUUUGUUUUUAAAUUUUGAAACGCACUGUCUGAAUGCGAUUAAAUUAAUAUACGAUUUAUAUACAUAGCUCAAAAAGAGAACUUGUUGACGAAAAGUUCGGCAAAGCAAAAAAUGAAAAGACAAAAGACCUAAAAAAAAUGUAUUUAUUUGUUAUACUGCACCCUUUUGGAUAGGCAAAAACAGAAUUAGAAAUUCCACUCUUAAGUGUUCUAAACCUUUUACAACUAUAGUUUUAAUAUGCAAAUAAUCAAAUAAAUAAAAAAGCAGCACCACUAAAAGGUCAAAUAUAAGCUGAAUGAACUAGACAGAGGAUCGAAUUUUUGUGAAUGGGACUGGUGAGAAUCAAGUUCUGAAAACUUGGGACAUUUGAUCAGAAGUGCUCGACAGGUGAGUAUUCGCAUUAAAUUUGCAUUGAUUCCCAGACUAUCUCAAACAUAUUUAUCAUAUUAACAUAGUCUUCAAAGCAGAUCUUGGCCCAGCCCUAGAGCAUUCAACUGUCAUAUCGUAUUAAGGCGCCUGCAUGUUGCCUUAAUAAGCCUUCCUAAUUUGUAGAUAAACAAUUAAUAAUUAUGAAUAUUAUGCGGCUUAUCCAAUCUUUUCAGACGACCACCCCGAGCGGAGUUGGGGAACCCACGUCGAGAUGCCAAUCGAAUAUGUUAAACCCGAAUCUAUCGUGGCUGAACGUCCACACCUCAGGUGGCGAUAGACUAGCAUGUCUCAUUAAUAUUAAUAUGGCCAGCCAUUCGUUCGCCCAACUAGUAUCUUUGUAUCCAUCUGUGUUGAGGCCUAAGGCCUAAGGCCUGUUUAGGUUUCAUGUUUGGUUUUUGUUUUUACUCUGCUAUUGGGAGAUAAAUUGCCUUUGUUUAUAUUAGUUAAUAUAUAAUCUUUAACGCCAUUAAUUUAGUUGCGCGUAUUAAUUGCUGCUGAUUUGGCUUGUCAAAUCAAUUUUUGUCUGUAUCACAGUCUUGGGGUCUGUGGCUUAUUAAUUUUUUGUCUUAUUUGUAUUUACAUUUCAAGUUUUUCAAGUUGUUUUUCUUUGCUUCUCUUGGCGGGUUCUUUGUUAUUGCCUCUUUUUUGACAGCAGAAGCGUGCUCUUGUGUAGACACAUUCGUGUUCGUUUCUUUUUGUUUCUUGGUUUUGAUUAAUUUGCUUUGGCCUGCGAACAGAAGCCACAUCGAUUUGGUUUCUUUUCGAGGUAUUAAUUUACUAAAAUGUUAAUUAAUUUGUCAGGCGUCGACAGCCGUCGAAAUCGCUUGAUAAAUAGUCCAGAAAACGAGUUCGGAGGGGAAAUCUAUCUCUUUUCCGAAUCAACAUCAACAUGGCUUUGAAAUUGUUGUGGAUAAGUACCAAAUAAUAUUUGUAUCAAGUCUCCAGAAUAUGUCUGACAAGGAUAAGGAUGAAGUGCCUGAGAAGUUGGGCGAUCUUCGCCAGGAUGAUCCCAACCCUGAUGAUUCCAUUGCCACUGGCACUGUUAGCAUAUCACCGUCCAUCCUGCGACCCAUCAACACCCCCAGACCCGAAAUCUCAAGUGCUCCCUCAGUUAUCGUUUCGUUGCCGGAGAUCGAAAGUGAAAACCUAGCUGAAGAAACCGCGGAGCAGCGACUCCGGCGCAGGAUGAGGUUCUUGGAAAUGCGGCGGGAACAUUACAAUAACAUGCUUGAACACAGUGAACGGUGCCACAUGGAGAGUUCCGAGGAUGAAGAUCACAAGGAUCACGAAGAUCAAAAAGAACCCAAGUAGAGACAGUUUAUAAUAUUCUUGUUAACUUUGUAAUUGUUUCCGUUUGAUUUAACGCUAUAAAUUAAGUAAACACCGUAUUAAACGAUCUAAA
Drosophila elegans is the source of this 3415-nucleotide messenger RNA. RefSeq lists its product as uncharacterized. The record is from RefSeq and is a predicted model, not a curated record. Gene Ontology annotation, molecular function: protein phosphatase inhibitor activity. Gene Ontology annotation, biological process: regulation of signal transduction. The transcript has a single exon. The coding region runs from base 2962 to 3324 and encodes 120 amino acids. NCBI's taxonomy places the organism in Eukaryota, Metazoa, Arthropoda, Insecta, Diptera, Drosophilidae.